CGGGCGCGCAACUUCGCAGAUCCUCACCGCCCCAUCUCUCCUCGCCUCAGUCUCCUCUUUCCUCUCCCAGGCGAGAGGACCAGCGGAGGCACCUCUCCCGGGUCUUAGACUGCAGUCUUAGACUUAGCGAGAGGAGCCUGGGAGGAGACGGACCUUUUUCUUCCCCUUUCCCAUUCUUUCUUUUGGCUUGGAGAGGCAAGCAGAGGCGCGGAGCUUUAGAAAGUUCUUAAGUGGUCAGGAAGGUAGGUGCUUCGGUUUUUCUCCUCACACCCGAGGUAGAAGUGGGACCUCCGGACCCAGCUUCUCACCUCGGAAGGUGCACUUUUUUCGGCUGCAGCAGCCAAUGCGCAUCGGAGCCGCUCUCUGCAGAGCCAGAGGGCGCGUUGGUUUCUCGUUGUGCGCCUAAGAGGAUGGAUCGGAGGUCCCGGGCUCAGCAGUGGCGCCGAGCUCGCCAUAAUUACAACGACCUGUGCCCGCCCAUAGGCCGCCGGGCAGCCACCGCUCUCCUCUGGCUCUCCUGCUCCAUCGCGCUCCUCCGCGCCCUUGCCACCUCCAACGCCCGCGCCCAGCAGCGCGCGGCCGCCCAACAGCGCCGGAGCUUCCUUAACGCCCACCAUCGCUCCAGCGCCCAGGUAUACCCCGAUUCCCCCGAAUCGGAAUCUGACCACGAGCACGAGGAGGCAGAGCUUGAGCUGUCUCUCCCCGAGUGCCUAGAGUACGAGGAAGAGUUCUACGAAACCGAGACCGAGACCGAGUCCGAAAUCGAGUCUGAGACCGACUUCGAGACCGAGCCUGAGACCGCCCCCGCCUCUGAGCCCGAGACCGAGCCGGAAGACGAGCGCGGCCCCGCAGUGCCCAAGGGCUCCACCUUCAACCAAUCUCUCACCCAGCGUCUGCAGGCUCUGAAGUUGCAAAGCUCCGACGCCUCCCCAAGUCUCGCACAGCCCACCACUGAGGAGUCGGAGAGCCCCAGCGAGGGGGAGGAGCCCGAGCCUGAGGACAAGGAUACGAGGUACCCCGAAGAGUCUGAAGAACCCAAGGAGAAGCAGCAGCAGCGCCGCUGCAAGCCAAGAAAGCCCACCCGCCGCGACAGGUCCCCGGAGUCCCCUUCCAGAAGGGGACCCAUCCCCAUCCGGCGUCACUAA
Messenger RNA from Marmota flaviventris (yellow-bellied marmot), 1145 nucleotides. Its product is annotated as neuroendocrine secretory protein 55. Lineage: Eukaryota; Metazoa; Chordata; Mammalia; Rodentia; Sciuridae. Gene Ontology annotation, biological process: response to parathyroid hormone. The record is from RefSeq and is a predicted model, not a curated record.